CCUCACUGCUGAGUUGGCGGAGACACGUUACGCGUCUGCACUCAACGGGGCUCAAAAGCUACUUUUGCUGAUUUUCCCACCAAAAGACUUUAACGUUUUCUCAAUAACUUGUAUCCACGAAGACUAAACGAAAAUGGUUUAGGUGGUUCCAUAGUGCCGUUUAGUUGACCUUUCAACUCCAGGUAGUGAUUGAACUGUCAUAAAGUUUCAAGUUCAGCUGCAUCAGGAAGUCAGGACUUCAUUGAGAGUUGCAGCUUCAAAAGCGUGAGUGCAUCUCCAUCCAUGUGGGCCAGGCUGGAGUACAGAUUGGCAAUGCAUGCUGGGAGUUGUAUUGCCUGGAGCAUGGCAUCCAGCCUGAUGGCAAUAUGCCGAGUGAUAAGACCAUUGGUGGAGGGGAUGACUCCUUCAACACUUUCUUCAGUGAGACCGGCUCUGGGAAGCACGUUCCACGAGCUGUGUUUGUGGAUCUGGAGCCUGCAGUCAUUGAUGAGGUGAGGACUGGAACCUACAGACAGCUGUUUCAUCCAGAGCAGCUCAUCUCUGGGAAAGAAGAUGCUGCCAAUAAUUAUGCCCGUGGCCAUUACACUGUUGGCAAGGAGAUUAUUGAUAUGGUCCUGGAGCGUAUCCGCAAACUGACGGACCAGUGCACCGGUCUCCAAGGUUUCCUUAUUUUCCACAGUUUUGGUGGAGGCACUGGCUCUGGUUUCACAUCCCUGCUGAUGGAGCGUCUCUCAGUUGACUACGGCAAGAAGUCCAAGCUGGAGUUUGCCAUCUAUCCUGCUCCUCAGGUCUCCACUGCUGUGGUCGAGCCUUACAAUUCCAUCCUAACCACCCACACCACCCUAGAGCACUCUGACUGUGCCUUCAUGGUAGAUAACGAGGCUAUCUAUGACAUUUGUCGCCGAAAUCUCGACAUCGAGCGUCCCAGCUACACCAACCUCAACCGUCUCAUCGGUCAGAUCGUGUCCUCCAUCACGGCUUCCCUGCGAUUUGAUGGUGCCCUCAACGUUGAUCUGACAGAGUUCCAGACCAACUUGGUGCCAUAUCCCAGAAUCCACUUCCCACUGGUCACUUACUCUCCCAUCAUCUCUGCUGAAAAGGCUUACCAUGAGCAGCUGUCCGUGUCCGAGAUCACCAGUGCCUGCUUUGAGCCAUCCAAUCAGAUGGUGAAGUGUGACCCCCGGCAUGGGAAGUACAUGGCCUGCUGUAUGCUGUAUCGUGGUGAUGUCGUACCCAAAGAUGUCAAUGCCGCCAUCGCCAACAUUAAGACCAAACGUUCAAUCCAGUUUGUGGACUGGUGCCCAACUGGAUUCAAGGUUGGCAUCAAUUACCAGCCACCCACAGCGGUCCCUGGUGGAGACUUGGCCAAGGUACAGAGAGCUGUGUGCAUGCUGAGCAACACCACAGCUAUUGCUGAGGCCUGGGCCCGUCUGGACCACAAGUUCGAUCUGAUGUACGCCAAGCGUGCCUUCGUUCAUUGGUAUGUCGGAGAAGGAAUGGAAGAGGGAGAGUUCUCCGAGGCCAGAGAGGAUCUUGCCGCACUGGAGAAAGAUUAUGAGGAGGUUGGCACGGAGUCUGUGGAAGAUGAAGAGGAGGGAGAGGAGUAUUAAAGAUGCUUUAAGAGGCUGAUCUGGGACCAGUUUUAUGCAAUGGCCGACAGAAGAGAAACUCGUCCUACUCAAGCACUUACAAGCAGUAUUUACCUCUCUGCUGCCUUAUGAAUGCCAAAUGAUGGGGAACAAUGCCCUGAUGUUUGUGAUUUUAUAAGUGUUCUGUUUCGUUCUUUUCUAUGCCUCUAUUCUGUCUGAUUUCAAAGAAACAAGUUUCCAAAGGCAUUUCUGUCUGUGGACACUUUGUAAGCUGUCUUUGUCUCUCACAUAUGCUGUGAUGCGGUUUCCAAAAUAAACUGUCAAAUGUG
Molecule: messenger RNA, 1918 nt
Organism: Cyprinus carpio (common carp)
Lineage: Eukaryota; Metazoa; Chordata; Actinopteri; Cypriniformes; Cyprinidae
Product: tubulin alpha chain, testis-specific
Biological process (GO): mitotic cell cycle; microtubule cytoskeleton organization
Cellular component (GO): microtubule; cytoplasm
Molecular function (GO): structural constituent of cytoskeleton; GTP binding
Source: RefSeq, a predicted model, not a curated record